AUGACAUCAAGCAGUACUACAAUGACACCAACAAACAGUUCGUCUGAUUUAAUUUCAUCAAAACUACAACAACAAACAUCUCAACCUAUUCAAAAAUUAGUCAGACGAUCAUCUACAUCAAAUCCAAUACAAAAACAAAAUUCUUAUACUUCAAAUCAACGUCGUUUAACUCAUGCACCAAUAAAUAAUGAUUUUCUUAAUGCACGUGCAUCACCAUCUUUAUGUUCGCCACUUCUUAUUGAUACAAUAAAUAAUUUUUUUCAAGCAACAAAAACUAUGGAAGAAGAAAUAAUGUUACCAUCAAGACUUAAAGAUAUGUCAGUUGAAGAAACUGUCUUCGAUAAUUCUGUUCAACCAGAUAGUUGGCAUGAUAUUUAUACAUUUAUUCGAGAUAUGAGAAAUCAAUUACAACGUACACAUCCAUUUGCUGAAGAUGAUGAAAAUAAUAAUAAUUCGAGAGAACAAUUUAGGAAAUAUUCAUAUGAUGAUGAAGGAAUUAUGAUUCCACAUUAUGAUGUUAGUCAAUUUUCAUCAGCAUCAUCAACAGUAUCGUCUGAUGAAUUUGAUCGAAUUUCAACAUCAUCAGCUGCUGCAUCAUAUGAAAGCAUUAAAGAUGAACUUAAAUAUCAUUAUUAUGGUCUUUUUCGAUCACUUGAUAAUUUAACAUCAAUGGCUGAUCGUGUAACGGAAAAAUAUCGAGAAGAAUCUACUUUUUAA
This is a messenger RNA of Rotaria sordida, 717 nucleotides long. The record is from the annotation of a GenBank genome assembly. NCBI's taxonomy places the organism in Eukaryota, Metazoa, Rotifera, Eurotatoria, Philodinida, Philodinidae.